AUGCAGGCCUAUAUCCCUUUACCUGACGCUGAUCAGCGCAAGCAAAUUCUCUCUUUAGUGCUGUCCGAAGAAAACGUGUUUCUAGACUUUGAUGAUUCUGAGCUGAAACUUUUCGCCAGCACUCCCACUGAAGGCUUGUCAGGCAGCGAUCUAGUCGAAGUGUGUCGCCAAGCUGCUUUGGAGCGUUUAAAAGAAGAACUUAAAGGUCAAACCGGCCUCCAGUGA
Molecule: messenger RNA, 225 nt
Organism: Protopolystoma xenopodis
Lineage: Eukaryota; Metazoa; Platyhelminthes; Monogenea; Polystomatidea; Polystomatidae
Source: the annotation of a GenBank genome assembly